Chanos chanos (milkfish) is the source of this 2630-nucleotide messenger RNA. RefSeq names its product putative pyruvate dehydrogenase phosphatase isoenzyme 2 (gene pdp2). The record is from RefSeq and is a predicted model, not a curated record. Gene Ontology annotation, cellular component: mitochondrion. The transcript has 2 exons. Gene Ontology annotation, biological process: protein dephosphorylation. Lineage: Eukaryota; Metazoa; Chordata; Actinopteri; Gonorynchiformes; Chanidae. Gene Ontology annotation, molecular function: [pyruvate dehydrogenase (acetyl-transferring)]-phosphatase activity; cation binding. Bases 114 to 1712 code for a protein of 532 amino acids.
GCCGGAGAAAGUAAAAGCCUUACAGGAAGGACAGGUGUCCGUGAUUUUCGCUUAAUUUGACAGGAUUCGGACCGUGACUCUGCCCUCCUGCAGACUGCCCGUCACCAGCGGAGAUGUCUGGGUAUGUGUAUGCCCGGCUUCUCUUCCGCUCCGCCCGUGGAGGUCUGUCGCCCUGUUUCUGUCCGUGCCGACAGACUCUCCCUCCUCCUGAGCCAUGCCGUCCCUUUCUCCCCACCCUGCCUCCUCGCCUCUACUCAUCACGCAGUGGAGGAGCAGCAGGAGGAGGAUCGGAUCAGGACGAGUUCAGUCUGUCCUCUCAGCGACGCGACCUCAACUUCCAGAUCAGCCGGGUCCAGAUCGACGGGAUCCUCCGUGCCAGCGAACAGUCGGUCCGAGUUCCCGAGUUUGACAGGCGCGGUGUUCUGAGUGCCGUCCUGAGAUUUGACAGUAACCAGCUUGCCGCCAACUCUCCGUUAGAGGACCGGCGCAGUGCCGCCACCUGCCUGCGCACGCCGGGGGCGCUCUUCGGCGUCUUUGACGGCCACGGCGGACACGCCUGCGCCCAGGCCGUCAGCGAGAGGCUGCCCUACUACGUCGCCGUGGCGAUGAUGCCGCAGGCCAGCCUGGAGGAGCUGGAGGUCGCCAUGGAAAACUUACGCCCGGUUCCGCCCAUCCUGCAGUGGCACAAACACCAUAACGAUUACAACUACCGGGAGUCGGCAGAGCUGUACGUCAAACACCUGCGCGUCUUCUGGCAGGAGCUGCUGGACGGCGAGGAGCACGGGGACGGGAUGAGCCCCGGAGACGCCCUUAGUUACGCCUUCCAGCGCUUAGAUACCGACCUGUCCCUGGAGGCGCAGGUCCCGCUGGCCAGCGAGCUGAUGCGUAGCACGGCGGUCCAGGCCGCGUUCGCCGGCUGCACGGCCUGCGUGGCUCACGUCAGCGCCGACGGCGUUUACGUGGCCAACGCGGGCGACUGCCGGGCGGUUUUGGGCGUGCAGGAAGAGGACGGGAGCUGGGAGGCGGUGCCGUUGUCACGUGACCACAACGCGUUAAAUUCGGAGGAGCUGGAGAGGGUGCUCUCUCAGCACCCGCCCUCGGAGCGCGACACGGUGGUGGUGGACGAGCGGUUACUGGGCGUCCUGAUGCCUCUGCGGGCCUUCGGCGACGUCCGCUUUAAAUGGAGCCGGGAGCUGCAGCAGAGCGUGCUGGAGAGCAGUGGGUGUGACGCCGAGGCCUUGAACCUUUACCAGUACGCUCCGCCCAAUUACCUGACCCCGCCCUACCUGGAGGCCACACCCGAAGUCACUUACCACAAACUCCGCCCGUGCGACCGCUUCCUCAUCCUGGCCUCUGACGGCCUGUGGGACGAGAUGACCAAUCAGGAGGCGGUGCGUCUCGUGGCGGAACACCUGACAGGUGUGCAUUUACAGGCGCCGGUCACGGCCAGCGAGCGCCAGCUCAACCUGGGCCAGAUGCACCAGCUGCUGCUGCGGAGACGGGCGCGGGCCACGCCCGCUCUGGACGCCAACGGGGCGACGCACCUUAUACGGCACGCGCUGGGAACCAACGAGUACGGCGAGCUGGAGCAGGAGAGACUGGCCGCCAUGCUGGCGCUGCCCGACGACCUGGCCCGCAUGUACCGUGACGACAUCACAGUCACUGUCGUGUACUUCAACUCUGCCCUCAACAAAACAGGCCAUAACCAGUAACUGGACCCUGCCUUGCAUACCAGUAUGACCAGUGACUCAGGUUUUUUGUCCCAGAGUGAGCAGCGUCUGGUAGCGACUCAGAUCCUGUUUAAAUGGUUACUUACAUGACUCAGAUUAACAGACAUCAUGUCAUAUUCUGCGAUCGACUGUUGGCCUCCUUCAGUUCCCAUGCUCAUCUCCCAGAGCCCACAAUAAAAAAACCAGUCAAACUAAACCUCCAGAGAGACCAGAGUAACCAGUUACAGCCAUCAUCUUACCCAGCACUAACCAGUUCAUUGACUUCAACCUACCCUCUAAUCACAGGAUGUCUUUUAUAAUAGUUCUUGACCAGUCAUAUCAUAUCUUACUAUACUGUUACUGAGGCAGCCAGUUAGACCCUGUAUUUGUGAAUCUGGUUUUUUUUUUCUCUCAUCCCCAGGUGUAGUGUCAUAAGUGGUGAGUUACAGCGGACACACACACACACACACACACACAGUGUCAGCUCUCUGUGUGUACAGCUCUGCUCUGCCUUAUGUCAGACUUGCUUUGUGAAUUUGUCUUGGUAUAUUUAUGGCGUAUUUAUUUAAUGUGUGGCUUGGUUCAGGUAGCAAGUCCAGAAUUUUAGAGUGCACACACACUCACACACAUAUGUAUGACUUAGUCUGUUACCAAAACCUGAUGGACCUUGUUUGACCUUGACCUUGACCUUGACCUUGUUUGCGCUCAAAUACAUGUUUGCACCUUUUUCCCUUUGCACUUUUCUGGUCAGUCCUCACCGUGUGUCAGAAACCCGUUUGUGUCUGUGUGUGUGUGUGACUGUCAGCACAAAGCAGUUCAUGUGUGUGGAUUCAUACUCUUCGUAAUGGAGAGAAAUAAACUGACUCUGUUUAGGUGAGUUUGCAUUGAGUUUACAAAUGAAGGUUACAGUGUGAUGUUGUU